UCAUUUUCUUUCUCAGUCUUUCCCCUUUGUUAUCCUUAAACCCUUUUCAUGGCUUCUAUCUCUAGAAUUCUUCAAACAGAUGGCAGAUUAAUAAGUCACUGCACUUCAUGGGUUUCUGCUCCUAUGAGGAGAGCUCAAACUCAGUUUGAUUCUCUCCCGUUGUUUACUGUUGGUAAAGCUGGAGUAAGUUCGAGGAUUCAGAAAAGUAGUAGACAGUUAUGCUCUGUCUUUGCUCUUGAUUCAGCUUCCUCCAGCAAACCAUCGCUCUCACAUCUUGCUCCAUUAGAAGCCAUUCUGUUUGAUGUUGAUGGAACACUCUGUGAUUCUGAUCCCAUCCACCUUAUCGCCUUCCAGGAACUCCUUCAACAGAUUGGUUUUAACAAUGGUGUCCCAAUCGACGAGAAGUUCUUUAUUGCCAAUAUUGCUGGAAAACACAACUCCGAGAUUGCUCGCGGUCUCUUCCCUGAUGAUGUUGCUAGAGGGUUAACAUUCUGUGACGAAAAGGAAGCUCUCUUCCGCAAACUAGUAGCAGAAAAGGUAAAGCCACUCGAUGGACUUCUAAAACUGACCAAAUGGAUCGAAGACCGUGGACUGAAACGAGCCGCAGUCACAAACGCACCAAAAGAAAACGCAGAGCUCAUCAUAUCGAAACUCGGUCUGACUGAUUUCUUCCAGGCAGUGAUUCUCGGCUCUGAAUGUGAGUACCCAAAACCACACCCGGCGGCUUACUUGAAGGCUCUCGAAGUGCUUAAAGUGUCGAAGGAGCAUACGCUAGUGUUCGAGGACUCGGUUUCUGGGAUCAAAGCUGGAGUUGCGGCUGGGAUGCCUGUGGUUGGACUUACCACAGGUAAUCCAGCAAGCGUGCUGAUGCAAGCUAAACCUGCUUUUCUUAUAGCGAACUAUGCGGAUCCGAAACUGUUGGGUGUGUUGGAGGAGCUUGAUAACAAGAAGAGUUCUUAGAAGUCUUGUUGUUGUCGUCUCACUUGUCUAGCUCAUGAAGCCUACGCAUGCAUGAGCAGCAUAACUUUCUUUCUUUUUUAUCUUUUGUUGAAUAUUAUUCUUUUGGGGAUUUUUUGACAAUGGGAGGAGGAGCUUCCAAGUUAUCAAAUUUAGCUUGCCUUUUUUUUUUUUGACGUAUGUAACUUUGUCUUUACAUGCUCAAUGCUAAGUUUGAACACAAAGACAUGGUAACUUUACCUUCAAUAAUGAUCCUAUUGUUUUAUAAGGUAAACAUAUACAUUUUGUCAAUGGAAAAUAAUUAAAACCUUGGUUUUUA
This is a messenger RNA of Raphanus sativus (radish), 1276 nucleotides long. RefSeq names its product haloacid dehalogenase-like hydrolase domain-containing protein Sgpp. The record is from RefSeq and is a predicted model, not a curated record. NCBI's taxonomy places the organism in Eukaryota, Viridiplantae, Streptophyta, Magnoliopsida, Brassicales, Brassicaceae. The coding region runs from base 49 to 960 and encodes 303 amino acids. The transcript has 5 exons.